Mercurialis annua (annual mercury) is the source of this 765-nucleotide messenger RNA. RefSeq lists its product as uncharacterized. NCBI's taxonomy places the organism in Eukaryota, Viridiplantae, Streptophyta, Magnoliopsida, Malpighiales, Euphorbiaceae. The transcript is spliced from 3 exons. Bases 205 to 765 code for a protein of 186 amino acids. The record is from RefSeq and is a predicted model, not a curated record.
CAUUAUAAUUUAUUUGAGAAUUGUGUGCUUCGGUGAUUCAUCUGGUUAUUUAAUUGUACUAGUCCUACGUGGUGUCUAGUGAUCUUAGAGUUAGGGGUCGUACGGAUAUUAACCUAUUUAUUAUUUUAGACCCGUCGACUGCUCGUGCUUCGGAGUCUACGCAGGGUUAGCUGUUUGCCAAGAUCACGUGGAUAAGCAAGCAGAAUGAAUACUCGUAGGCGUGCUGCAGCUGAGGCUGAAGCUGAUGACGCUAUGUCAAUUGAGGUCGACCAACAUGAACCAGAGGUUCAAGUUGGCAGAGGACGUGCAGGUGGAGUUCCGGCCGGUAGAGGCCGAGCUGGCAGAGGUCGGGGUGGCAGAGGUCAGGCUGCUGGAGGUAGAGGUAGGGGACGUGGUGGUGCAGGCGUUCAGGCACCAGGUGUACCACAAGCUCCUAUCGAUCCAUUUGACUUCACGACGUUUUUGGCUGGGAUCACUGCACUCCAGAAUAAUCAAGUGCAACUGCAGGCGGGACAAAUCGCUAUGCAGAACCAGUAUGCUAUGCUGGGACAGAUCGUGCAGCAACAGGCACCACAGGCUGGUGGUGUUGCGGUUGGUGGUGUUGGAACCACUGAUAGGGAGCUGGUAUUGGCUUACAUGAGGCUGAAGCCAACGGAGUUUGACGGUUCCGGAGACGCGCUGGAAUUUCUCGAGGAGAGCUUUCUUCUUGCCAUUUUCAAUGACAGAGGGUUUCAGAGACAGACUGCUGGUUCUGAAGAGAGAUGA